Messenger RNA from Sycon ciliatum, 1417 nucleotides. RefSeq names its product jmjC domain-containing histone demethylation protein 1-like. Gene Ontology annotation, biological process: regulation of transcription by RNA polymerase II; protein demethylation. The coding region runs from base 351 to 755 and encodes 134 amino acids. NCBI's taxonomy places the organism in Eukaryota, Metazoa, Porifera, Calcarea, Leucosolenida, Sycettidae. The record is from RefSeq and is a predicted model, not a curated record. Gene Ontology annotation, molecular function: histone demethylase activity; transcription coregulator activity. The transcript is spliced from 6 exons.
ACUUGACAAUAGUCCAAAAAUCAGUGCCAUUGGCUUUAGCUUUGCCCUUGAACUUGAAAUCUCGUGCCUUAUUCUUUCCUGGGGACUGGUGUUGGAUAUUGAACGGGCGGAGUUACCGCCGGGAUGAUGGAUGAAGGAGAUGAUGGCCUAAACUUGGCUGCGCGCAUUCUCAUUUUCGCGUGGCCUGCCACUAGUGUUUCGCAGAUUCACAAAGGGUGUCACAGGCAUAGCUGGAGGAAGAAAGGUACUACACGAAUGCGAAACGCGACAAACUCUACAACGUCAUUAGCCUGGAGUUCACCAAGACUAAGGUGGAGCCUCAAGUGGAGUCACCCAGUCUGGUACGUCAUAUGGAUGGAGUGGACUUGGUGUGGCCGGAAACAUUGCGCGCUUUGCAGCAGGAGGCCACCAACCGACUGGUCGACAGGAAAUAUACCAAAGUGCAAAAGUACUGCCUGAUGAGCGUCGGUGGCUGCUACACAGAUUUCCGUAUCGACUUUGGUGGCACAUCCGUCUGGUAUCAUAUUCUCAAGGGUGGAAAGGUUCCGCAGAAGUUCCGCUUUCCCUUCUUCACGCAGCUCAUGUGGUACGCACUGGACAAGUACGCGCACUCUCUGCGUUACUACCUGGAACAGUUUCACGGGUACAAGCCUGAUGACAGUACCACCAUCACACCCACUGGCACCAUCGUCAUGGACACCAUCGUCAUGGACAAUGACGAUGAUAUUGCUUUCACAACAAUGACCACAACCUAACUGGGUUAUCAGUAGGAGCAGUGACACAGCCUUACUGCUCCAAGUAGGAUUUAGAAGAGAGUGAAGGGAGAGCAGACCGGGCCGGUCUAAGCAAGGAAGUAAUCGGCAUCAGAGGUAUAUCAUCUCGUGACGACCACAUUGAAGUCUGAAUUUGAAGUGCGAAGAUGCUUCAGCAACCACAUCGUACUUUUCCAUUGCUUUCAUUGUGCUUCUACUGUGCAUGUGUGUAACUUGUGGAGUAUAUAUGUGAUGACAUUGUAUGCUGGCGACACGGUCAGAUUGUCCAUGCGUGUAACGUACACCUGCAUGUUAUGCAUUGAAAAGGAUCUGCCACUUGCGAUCCUGGGACAAGUAUCAGGUCAGCUUUGUCUUGUGUGGGCUGUACCAGAUUGCUGUUCACUUUUCCAUCUGUUGGAUAUGUGACUUUCUGCAAGUCUCUGGUGUAUGGUGGCCACUUCUUUGCUUGUCACUCUGUAUGAUAUUACAUUCUGUAUUCGCUGUUUCCAUGGCGUGGUCUGCAAACUGCAAUCUUUGGGCAAAUGUCAUGUUUGCUAUGUUGUGCUUUGGCCGUCAGCUUGUCUACACGUUGUAGUUGAAUUAUUUUGUUCCACAACUGACUUCCUUUUAAAAGUACAGUGGCCACUGCUUUGCAUGGCAUUUUA